CCGGCAGCGGAGGCAGCUCGGAACCGGGGGGUUCUCGCCCACCCCCGCCCGCCCCCGCCGUGGUUCGCCCCGCUCCCCCUGCCGUCGGCGGCGUGGUACGGCCCGGGGGCGGCGCGCUCGGCCCGGAGCCGCUCGGGGGGGGGCCGUGCCGGGCCGUGCCGGGCCGGGCUCCGGCGGGGCCAUGAGCGCGGCGGGCGGGCGGGACGCCUGCUGGAGAUAUCUGGACAUGGCCAGGGAAGCCAAGCCGAGCCGGGCCAGGCUGGGCCAGAAGAGGCAGCACAGCAGCAGCCUGUACCACGGUAACUGUGACCUGGACUACGAUCUCUACAGGGACGACUUCCCGUACCGGGUGUACGAGUACCAGAAGAUCCCACCCCUCAUUAACCGCAUCCCCGUCAAGGCCAGGAGAACUCACGCAGGAGCAGGAGGCAAAAGCAGCCCGAGCCCCCAGCCCGGGGCGCGGAGCAGCAGCAGCUCCACGGGGACACGGACAAAACUGCGAGCCGAGGAGCUGCACUCCAUCAAGGGGGAGCUGAGCCAGAUCAAGGCGCAGGUGGACAGCCUGCUGGAGAGCCUGGACCGCAUGGACCAGCGGAGAGAGCGGCUCUCGGGGUGCAAGGAGAGUGAGAAGAAGAGGGCGGAGGUGGGCGCAGCGUCACCGUCCCCGGGAGGAGAGGGCUCCCGGGGCAAGGAGGGGACAGGAGGGGACGGGCGCAGUGACCUGCGCACCAUCGACAGCGCGGAGGAGAGCACGGACACGGAGGAGACGAUGAGAAUGCACAUCUCGGACCCUGAGGGGAGCCACUAGACGGACUGGGUAUGCUGGAGCCUUCCCGGUGUGCCAGCAGCUCUUGUCUCGUGUCCGUCUUUCUUUCGAGGCUUCCAGCUCAUGCCACGCUGGUGCCAGGUCCCAGCUCCCAGCACUCACGUCCCCUGCCAUGGUGCCGGCAGCCCCGUGUCCCACCCUGGCCAGCCACGGUGAGAGAAGUCUGUGUUUGAGUGCGCUUUGGGUUUGGUUUGUUUUUUUUUGUUCCUCCUGUUCUCCGACUAGGGAUAAGUACACAGGGAAGGGAGGGUUGGAGAACAGAAAGCCCACGUCCCGAAGGAGCAGCAGCCUGGAGCAGAAAUCCGCAGUGUCCUCCUCCCUUGGAUAAAGUGUCCCAUACACAUCGGUCACAUCCCGAGCCCUUGCCCC
Oxyura jamaicensis (ruddy duck) is the source of this 1195-nucleotide messenger RNA. RefSeq names its product RNA-binding Raly-like protein. Bases 182 to 808 code for a protein of 208 amino acids. The transcript is spliced from 7 exons. Gene Ontology annotation, molecular function: RNA binding. NCBI's taxonomy places the organism in Eukaryota, Metazoa, Chordata, Aves, Anseriformes, Anatidae. Gene Ontology annotation, cellular component: nucleus. The record is from RefSeq and is a predicted model, not a curated record.